ACCGUUGCUAAGGAAUCCCGAGUACGCGCGAGUGGGUCGGAGGCGCGCAGCUCGAGCGCUGCUCUCAGUGCUCAGACAUGGCGGCGGACCUCAAUCCAGAGUGGCUGUCUUGCCUGCCUUCCUCAUGGAGUUACGGCGUGACCCGCGACGGACGCGUCUUCUUUAUCAAUGAAGAAGCGAAGAGCACAACCUGGCUGCAUCCAGUCACGGGAGAAGCCGUCAUUACAGGGCACAGAAAAACUCCAGAUUUACCCACCGGAUGGGAAGAAGGAUAUACGUUCGAAGGAGCCCGCUGCUUUAUCAAUCACAAUGAGCGAAAGGUGACCUGCAAGCAUCCCGUCACAGGCGUUCCUUCACAAGACAACUGCAUCUUUGUCGUCAACGAACAACCAGCGACCAAAGCACCAGCGGCCGAGAAGAAAGAACGUCCAACCAGCACCAUGAGUGAAGCGUCGAACUACACGGGCGGCUCAGACUAUACCACACAUCCCAGCAGUCCCACAACCAGACUGUCCAGGUCCUCAAAGAAAGUCCACAACUUUGGCAAGAGGUCCAACUCCAUCAAGAGGAACCCCAAUGCCCCGGUGGUGAGAAACGGCUGGCUUUACAAACAGGACAGUACUGGAAUGAAGAUGUGGAAGAAGAGAUGGUUUGUUUUGUCUGACAUGUGCCUCUUCUACUAUAGAGAUGAGAAGGAAGAGGGAAUCUUGGGAAGUAUCCUCCUGCCCAGCUUCCACAUCUCCAUGCUGUCUGUGGACGACCACAUAAGCAGAAAAUACGCCUUCAAGGCGACGCAUCCAAACAUGCGGACGUACUAUUUCAGCACUGACACAGCCAAAGAAAUGGAGUCCUGGAUGAAGGUUAUGACGGAUGCAGCAUUGGUCCACUCUGAGCCAAUCAGAAGGCUUGAGAAGGUAAAGGUUGACUCACGCUGCCCUCAAGAGAUGAACAACAUGCUGAAUCACAGAGUCCUGACCCGACCCGAGAUCCAAAACAACGAGAGAAACCGUGAGACGCUCCACCAGGAGGAGAAGAAGCAGAAAGCCGUGGACAAGCAGGAGAAGGACGGCAGGGUUAGCGUGCAGAAAGAUGGAGAGCGAUACACCCUCCAGAGGGACGCAGACAACUACACUCUGCACAAAGACGCUCAGAGACUCGCUCUGCAGAAGGACGGAGACCGAUACAUGCUGCAGAAAGACGGAGAGAAAUACGCCGUCCACAAAGAUGGAGAGAAGUACCUGCUGCAGAAGGACGGACAGAAGUACACGCUACACAAAGACGGAGAUAAUUUCACGCUUCAGAGGGAAGGCGAAAAAUACGCUCUGGCGAAAGACGGCGAGAAGAUCCUGCAGAAAGAUGCAAGAUGCAAAGACCCGGAGAAACCCGUCCCGCCGCCGAGGGAGGGCGAGAAAUACGGCUUCCAGAAAGAGGGCGCUGUGGAGCGGCCGCUCACCAAGAUCAACAGCAUCAAACUCCAUCCGGCUCAGGCGGCAGCCAUCGCUGCGGCCGUCUCGUCCUCCCGACAGCUCCAGAGCGCAGCGGGAUCCGGUCAGUACAAGCCGGCCCAGGUCAACGGUUCUGGGGAACGAGGAGGAGACAGAAGCCCCGGAGACAUGAGCAACACGAUGCCCCAGAGGACGACGGUGCCGCCACAGUCCGCAGAACCAGAGCGAACCCUGAGCAGAACCAACUCCAUGCAGCAGCUGGAGCAGUGGGUCCGCACGCACCGCACACGGGCCCCGGAUGACGACACCAGGAGUAUUACGUCCUACCAAACGUUGCCGAGGAACAUGCCGAGCCACCGCGCGCAGAUCGUCCCGCGCUAUCCCGAGGGCUACCGGACGCUCCCACGUAACAUGCUGCGGCCGGACAGCAUCUGCAGCGUGGCGGGGUCGAUGUACGACCGGGCGCUGCAGCCCACGACUGCAGAGAAGCGGCGCUCCAUACGGGAUGACACCAUGUGGCAGCUGUACGAGUGGCAGCAGAGGCAGGCGCUCGGCCGGAUCGGAUACGGGACGCUGCCCAGCCCCAAAACCAUGGGCCAGAUAGCCGAGUCCAUCCCCACGUCUCCUUCCCAUGGGUCUCUGGCUGGUUACCACACAUUCUCCCCUAACCGACCCCUCAACCCGGAUUCCCGCUCUGAAGUUUCCUCGCCUGUGUUUCGUGGGGACGUGACUAUUGAACGCCGCCACCGACCGCAAAUCUCCAAGUACUCCUUUCCUGCCGAGCGCAGGCCUGUUCCUCCCGCACAGAGCAUCACUGCACAGUCUCUGCAAGGCAAAACGCCAGAGGAACUGACCCUGCUGCUCAUCAAGCUCCGGCGGCAGCAGGCCGAGCUCAACAGCCUCCGCGAGCACACGCUCGCUCAGCUAAUGCAGCUAAACCUCGAUGCCGCCAACCCAAAGAGUGAAAUCCUUUCCCAUCACCUACAGAGGAAUCUCAUGUACUUGGACAGCCAGAUGAAGGAGAAUGAGCCAAUAAUCUUCAUGAUUCACACUAUGAUUGAGAACUCUGCGCCAAGGCCACAACUGUACCAGCAACAGAUUAGUCCUGAAGAGUACAGAGAAAACACCUACUUAUACAGACCCGAGGAGCUGGACAUCGAUGCGAAGCUAAGUCGACUAUGCGAGCAGGAUAAAGUAGUGAGAAAUCAAGAAGAAAAACUGCAGCAGCUCCACAGAGAAAAGCACACGCUGGAGACGGCCUUGCUGUCGGCCAGUCAGGAGAUCGAGAUGAGCGCUGAAAACCCUGCGGCGGUGCAGAGCGUCAUCCAGCAACGGGACGUCCUGCAGAGCGGCCUGCUCAGCACCUGCAGAGAGGUGUCGCGUGUCAACUCCGAGCUGGAGCGGAGCUGGAGGGAGUACGAUCGGCUGGAGGCGGACGUCACAAUGGCCAAAACUAACCUGCUGGAGCAGCUGGAGGCCCUCGGGAGCCCACAGACGGAGCCACCCAGCCAAAAACACGUCCAGAUCCAGAAGGAGCUGUGGAGGAUUCAGGAUGUGAUGGAGGCGCUGAACAAGAACAAACCCAAGAGAAACACAGAACCCAGUUUUCCUGGCGCAAACCCCCUGUCAAGCCUGCAUAAAAGUGAAGAGUCAGAUUCGGUGCCUCCGCGUCCUCCUCUCCCGUACUCGUAUGAGGGGGGAGACCGGCCUCCUCACGCGCCCCGCACCACCCCUCACCGGCCCGAGGACCGCAAGGCCGCCCAGCGCAACGGUGCCCACAGCGGGCCGGAUUACAGACUGUAUAAGAGCGAGCCGGAGCUCACCACCGUAGCCGAGGUCGACGAGAGCAACGGCGAAGACAAAUCUGAGCAGACGGCAGAGAAAGAGCCGCCCGGCAUCAACAAAGGCGUAGUUUACCCCGUCGGAGUGGUCAGUCCCAGGACUAAAUCACCCAUGCCUGAAUCCUCCACCAUCGCCUCUUAUGUCACCUUGAGGAAGAGCAAGAAACCUGAUCCCAGAACAUCCCAGCCGCAGGACCGUCCACGCAGUGCGGUGGAGCACAUGAGCAGCGCUGUCGAGGUGGGACGAACACGCAUGAGUGUGGAGGAGCAGAUGGAGCGAAUCAGGAGGCACCAGCAGGGGGCGCUGCGUGAACGAAGACGAGAGGACGGAUCGCUGUCCCGCAGCCUCUCCUUCACCAAAGACAACCCCUACUACACCCUACAGAUGCGUAAGAAGAGCCCGGCGAUCUCUCCAGAUGAGCAGGACGACCGUAGAGACAUGUCGCCUGAGGAGCAACCACAGCUGACGACCAAACCGACUGAUGCAGAAGAAAACUGCAAGAAUACUGAAGAUGUGCAAUCUGGAAAUGCCAACUUGGAGAACAAGGAGAAAGCGGCCAUGUCCCGAUCGGCCUCCAUUAAAGAGGCUCUUCUGAAGAGCGCGGGUCCUAAACCAGUGCUGAACAAGGACCAAUCAGAGCCCAAACGCACGAGUCCGCUGGACUACCGCAGGACUCUGGCCACUCAGAACAGCUUACAGACGGCCGUCAUGGUGCGCGUGGGCACUGAGGAAGACGAGGAGGAGGAUGAGGAGGAUGAGAAGCCCUCCAGUCAAGAGCAGGACGUGUCAUAUGAGCUGAGCAACAGCAAACACAGCACAGUGAUGUCAGUGAACAGUCUGUCGACUCCGCCCCAAUCUCCAAGCUCCUCCUCCUCCCCCCCGCCUCCGCCCUCCCCCCCACAGCUGACGGACGGAUCGCACUUCAUGUGUGUGUGAGCGGAGAGAUGGACGACAGCCCCUCCUCCGACAUCAGCAGCAUGUGAGGGGACGUCCCGCCGUGAGCCAAACACAUCAUCAUCAUCAUCAUCAUCAUCAGACAGACAGGAAGUGCUGCCCAUCAGCUGCCCGACACACAGCGACGUCCAGGCCUCAGUUCAAACCAUUCUUUUAUAGUGAUUAUUAUUUAUAUUCCUCUUGUUCUCUUGAGUUUUAUUGUUUGAUCGGGUGUGCAGACGCGUCUGAGGUGCUAUCAAACCCUCGCUGAUGUACAUUACAGCGCCCAGACUCACCGUCAACAGGAAGUGGAGCGUAAAAAGCCCAUAAACGCACUGGUUUUAUUCAGACUGCCGAGGGUCACGUUCAUCGUUGGCUUGUUUUAUAUGGAUUUUAAUCAAUCGCUCCCGGUUUUACUUAAGUGUUGGUCGAUGCGAUUUUUAGUACUCAUAUCUUUUGCACUGUCCAACACCCAUCGUUUCUUUUUUGAUAUCAGACGAUUUGUGUAUAAACGAUGUACAACUAUAAACUUUCAAUAAGGUGCCACCGCACUGCUGCCGAUGGACAGGAUUUGUAAAUGAUCUGUAUGUUGGAUAGUCCGCAAUAGCCACCACACUGUUUCCCGACACACUCAUGAAUGUUCCAGCUUACCUUUUAUUUUUCUAUGGCUGAGAUAUAUUUAACUAGAGAGACGAGUACAGAGUAUUAGAGUUUUAAGAAGAGUAUUCCAGAGGUCGGCUUUAGUUUGAGGAGAAUAGCACACGAGGAGCGAGCGUUUUAAAACAGUUGAUAAAGCAAUAAGCAGGGUUUGGUGUUCAACUUUGAUGUAUAAACUGUAAAGUUCAUGAUGUAUAUACUGUACACCAUACAAUGAGCAGAGACGCAGAAGAGGUUAUGUAUCAGAGUCAAUAUGCAAAUGUUCAUAUUUCAUCUGUUUUAUAUCAUGUGAAAUAAAUGUUGAUGUUC
Messenger RNA from Onychostoma macrolepis, 5186 nucleotides. It is a transcript of the gene plekha5, whose product is annotated as pleckstrin homology domain containing, family A member 5. NCBI's taxonomy places the organism in Eukaryota, Metazoa, Chordata, Actinopteri, Cypriniformes, Cyprinidae. The record is from RefSeq and is a predicted model, not a curated record. Gene Ontology annotation, cellular component: cytosol. The transcript is spliced from 30 exons. Gene Ontology annotation, molecular function: protein binding; phosphatidylinositol-5-phosphate binding; phosphatidylinositol-4-phosphate binding. The coding region runs from base 78 to 4223 and encodes 1381 amino acids.